Cyphellophora attinorum is the source of this 4374-nucleotide messenger RNA. Its product is annotated as Mediator of RNA polymerase II transcription subunit 12. The transcript has 3 exons. Gene Ontology annotation, cellular component: mediator complex. Gene Ontology annotation, molecular function: transcription coregulator activity. Lineage: Eukaryota; Fungi; Ascomycota; Eurotiomycetes; Chaetothyriales; Cyphellophoraceae. The record is from RefSeq and is a predicted model, not a curated record. Gene Ontology annotation, biological process: regulation of transcription by RNA polymerase II. Bases 1 to 4374 code for a protein of 1457 amino acids.
AUGACAUCUGCUGCUCCGGCCAACAAAAGGCCUCCCCUAUGUCCUCCCGACUCCGAAAAUCCCAGUGCUUCGGGUCUGGGAUUUCCCCAGAGCCGAGCCAUUUCUACUGGCUUUCUGGACAUAGACGAGAGGGCAACAAAGAGGCGGAAAGUCGAUGGCACCGAGUCGACCACGAAUGAUGCUGCGACGUCGCCCCCAGCCAGUGCCGAUGCACCGGCCCCGAAAUACACUUACCCAGGCGACCUUCGAAAGAAGGCAGCACCGGAACGGAAACCAACGCAUCGGGCGCGAAACCCACGCCAGGUGCCGUGCACGCCGGAUGCACUCGUAACGCCCCGAGGUGGACCAGCUCUAGUGAACGAUCGACCUGCAGGAUACUUCCCUUGGGGUGUACGACCAAGUGCUGAGGACCAACUGAGUGAUAUCAAUGUGAAGCAAGGCUACCAGGACCGGCCACCGAACCCGCCAGACAAAGAAUUGAACACUGCGAGAGUGCCCUUGUACAAUGCUUUCAAACAUCUCGCUGGUCUCGAAAGUCUGUCGACAGUGUUCUCGAUUGCGCUGGAGGCCAAGUCCAAGCAUAACAUGCUCGAUUCACUUAGCGCAUUCAAGCCACCUCCGCGGGUCACGCUGUCCGAACCUAAGAAGAAGACUUGGAUAGGUGAGUUGGCGGACCCGAAUGUGCAGCUAAAGAAACUCAGUCGAACGAUCCCGCAAGGUAUACGAGGGCUCGGGCUGCUGGAGCAGUGUCUGCAAAAUGUGGUACCGCUAAGUAGAGCAAUUUGGUUCGUCAAAUGUGUUGGAGCAAAUGAGAUCAGAACUCUCAAGCGCAAGGGCACCUCGCAGGCGCUUACGGCCGGCGGUGAAAGGGCAUGGCUGAAAGAAUGGACUUUCAACAUCGAGCAAUUCGUUGAAUCAGUCCUCAACCAGAAUGGACAGCCAUUGUGGAAGCAGAACCUUCAGUAUGCACUCCGACUCACAACGCGGCUGUAUCUGGAAAACUUGCUGGAUCGAGAUCACUUCCUGGACUGGAUUGUCAAUACGUUAGCGACCACCGGGCAUGACCGGAUACCUUUCUGGUUGAUGAUGGCACAUGUCUUCAAGCAAGAUUUAGCAAAGUUCCGCAAACGAGGCCGCAGGCUAGCAGAGACUCUGCUUCGAAGAUUUAUUAUGUUGAGGGAUUCAACCAAUGUUAUGGUGCAAACCGUUGUGGUCAAAUUGAAGGAAGCCAUUCGUGGCUUCGCGCUCCACAGGCCACAGCUCUUCCUCGCUCCCGACUCCUGGCCUGAGCUCAAGCCUGCACUACAGUCUUGUUUGCGCAGCGACAAUUUUCUGGAAAGUCGUCUUCUCCAGAGGCUGGAUCACGUGAACGAGCGAUCCAUGGGCGCGAACAAGCGUCACUACCGCGCCAAGCCAGACACUCGAGACUCCCUGGUCAAUACAUUGGAUAGUGCUACCGCUCCCUUUGACAUUGAUGCCUUGUCACAGAAGUUGUUCGCUCUAUCCACCGACUAUUCAGUUCUGGUCCCAGCGAUCUCGGAAUGGGCAACGAGUAGGUAUCGUUACGGUUCAGAACGGGUGUAUCUUGCGUGCCGUCUCUUACGGAAAUGGCAGAAGACGGGCCUAAGAUCCGAGGAAGCUCUGCUCGAAUUCGUUGGUAAAACGCAUGGCUCGCCAGAGUUGUUUGAUCCAGCGGCACUCCGGCAUUUCGCAGCCGAGCUUUCGCGCUCCAGAGCGUUCCCCACGAGCAAAUACCUGCAGUGGCUAAGUGUACGCGGAUUACCAUGGCCAAAAUCUGUCUUGAGGUCAGAGCAGACCGAUCUUCGGAACGAGAAGUACAUCAGACAGACUUGCAAGGACGGCAGCCUUUUAUUAACGGACUUGCUCUUCUCUGAGGCAGAAGGUCGCCAUUUGAACUUACGCAACUCACUUCUUGGCCGGGCCGGCUUCGAUACGGACCUUGAGAUUCAGACAACGCAGCGGCUGCAAAGUCUUGUGCGAGAUCUCAUGCAACAGGCUCACGAGAAUCUGCGGCUAUCCCAUUCGACUCAGCAAAUCACGGCUUUACUGAAGGACUGGAACUGGCGAGUUCGAUCCGCCCUGGCCCACGGUCUGCGCGGAUUCGUGGUUGCCAAGGUAAAGCACCAGACUCUCUUGAGGCAACAAGGGGCACCAGCUGAGGUGCAGGCUGCCAUUUCCUUGCAGCAAUUUGAGCUCAUUCGUACCUGCCUUGAGGCGAUUGGUGAUGAAGCUGUGCUUGCCGAUAUUGUCGGACUGUGCUCACAGACAUACACGGAAGAUCUGCAGGCAGCCUUGGUCCUCACUGUUCAUCGCCACGCACGCACAUUCUCCGCUGUAGGAGCCCUGGAGCCACUGCAAACACGACUGGUGCAGAACUACUUGUCUUUGCGCAAUGUCAAAGUGACGAUGCCCUUGUUCGCGACAGCUCUCUUGGGUCUGCAGACUGCCUAUCCUACCAGAGCCGGCUCUGUCAAGCUCUUCCAGUCCGAUCUGAUCAGAGGUGAUCGCAGUCGCGCGAUCGCUGCUUGCUCGCCCUUUAGUGAUGGUAUCGCAGAGUCGUUGCAGAACGCCGAGGAGACCUUCAUUAACGAUUUUGAGGCUGUGCUUCAGUCGGAGCCGAGCAUGACAGAGCAAACAAUGAGCCGUCUCUUCUCUUUGCUCACAGAACGAAUCGAUAAGCAGGCGGUCUCCAUUGAUCAAGACUUACUUUUUACGCAUUGCCAACUCAUGGCUCGCUUGAGGCUGUGUCGAAAGCAGCAAGGCGAUCAACUCAUUCGCAACUGGCUGGUCAAGCUGCUCUCGAUGAAUCCGACUGGUUUUGCUCAGACAUUAGUGUCAUACCUUCUCGAUGUCGGCGCUUUGAGUGUGCAAGCGCUGGUCGAUGCAUUCGCUGGCCACAAGAUGGCCGCGCCCAUUCUCCAGCACAUGUUUCCUGAUCAGCCCGCCCUUCGGCGAUAUGCUGUGUUGUCAAAAUGGGCCGACUUUGCAGACUUUCACCCGCAUCAAUUACUGAACCUCGCUAGCCAAAUGCCACGCAACUCAAGCUUCAGCAUGGACGAGCUUUGCAUCAGGAUUGUAUUGAAAGAUGGUGACGAGUUGACUAGGCCUGCACAGCUCAAUCUUUCCAGAUAUCUCAAUGGACUCGUUGGACACGGUCCUGGAGGUGAUAUUGGUGCCACCUUGGAAAGCAUGGAUGUUCUCUCGCUCCCUUUUGUGCGCCAUCAUCUACAGCUCAAUUCGAUUCACACGAUUGCAGGUGCUAGUCUGGCUGAUACCAUUGUGAAUGCUGCAGCAAAGGUUCAGGCGAAACAAGGCAAGUUACUGGAUGUUAGCCUGGAUCUGGAGCGGAUGGAACGUCUGCAGAUGCUCGUCGAUCAGGCCUUUCUGCUGUUCCCCACAAAUUCCUCGCCGGCGGCCAAGAACACAGCGCAACUUGUGGAGAAGCUGCAACAAUUCCUUAAAUUCUUAAGCAGCGCGGCGGGAGCGGCACAGGCUACCUCACCAUCAGCUUUCCACAGGCAAGCCGUAGCAUCCCCAGCGACACCUGGUCUGGGCACACCGACCUUCGGAAGCCAUCUCAUCCCACCCUCCUCACCAAUGGAUAUCUCAUCACGAGCAUUACCGUCUACCAUCAUCGAUUAUUUCAGGAUACUCCUGCAGCUCUUGUGUCUACAGAGACCAGUGCAAUUGUCCAACCGAGACCAAACUGGCAAGACACAAUCUCACCCCGAUCAUAUCAAGAUAUUGGCUUAUGUUGCACACAUUGCGAGUCAUACGGCAUUCAUGUUGCCUGCUGUCACUUUCCCUGACAACUUGCAGCUCCAGCAGCGCACUAGGGAGGUCGUCGAUUUCGCUUACGAUGUCAUGGCAACCUAUGUGGACGAUCUAACGGACGAGAACCGUGUCACUUGUGCGAGGAUCUUGAAGGACCGCCUCAGUCCUUCCGUUGGCGCAAAUCCUGGAGCGCUGAAUGGCGAGGGCACGUCGAACAGCAUCGCAGCCUUGCGAGAUUGUCAAGCCAAGACGAAGUGGUUGUUUGGCAGCGUCAACACCAUGGGCAGUGAUCUCCCGAACGCAGCAGAGAUGGGCUCAGGCCUGCUAGUUACCAAGCGAGCCUCAGACGGGAAGCCUGUAGCCAAUAACGCUGGCAACGUGGCGACUCUUGGACUUGCAGCCUUGAACACGGGCUUAACCUCAUCACAGCCAACAUCUGCGUUUAGUGGAAUCACUUCAGAAUGGAAGCCACGCAUUUGGGAGGUGCUGGAAUGUCAUGGCCGACCGGAUGGAGAGACUAGCCUCGGGCUGGGCCUCUUCGGUGCGCGUAGGCCGAUUCCAGUUGCAGCCAUACGUUGA